GAUAUACAUCAUGUUUACAAUAUGACAGAUCUUUGUAAAACUUAAUCUUCCAAGUGCUGUUUGGAGAUUUUAAUGUUACUAUUUUCUUUGGCUUUUUCAUUUUUAAAUUGAUGCAUUUAGAACAGCAAAGAUUAAAUAUUAUUGAAUUGUGACUAUAUUUUGAUAUUAUACUUUGAUAAAGUAAAAUGCAGCGACAAAUAAUUUCAAAAUAUAACCUCAAAGUAUGAAACAUUCAAGUUAAUUACGAAUAUUAUGAAUACUAUGUCAGGUUUAGAUUUAUUAAGUACGUAUGCUUCUGAUUCCGAAGAUGAUGAAGUUAAUGAUAACGAAAAAUCUAAGAAAAAUUCUGAACGAUUACCUUUACCUGGAAGCAUUGUAACAUGGAAAGGUGUUCCUCAUCAUGAAGAAGUAUAUGAUGAUUCAUCACAACAUGAGGGGAGAAUGAGGAGUUUUAAACAUGAACGUGGUAACUGGGCUACUUUAAUUUAUAUUGAUUAUGAACCCAGCGAGGAUAUGCUCUCAUGGAUGUUUUCAAUUUUGGGAGAAGUGCCAAUUAAAUGUAAUAUAUUUUCUGAGCAGUUUCAUAUUAGUUUAUCAAGAACUUUAAUUUUAAAGUUUCAUUGGAUUGAAUCCUUCGUAGAAGAAACCAAGAAGUUAUGUGAGCAGACAGAUCAAUUUAGUUUGGAGCUUUCAAAUGUAAAAGCAUACACUAAUGAGGAAAGAACUCGUACAUUUCUUGGGAUAGAAUGUGUUGACUAUAAAGGAGUUCUUGAUCAUUUUGUAAGAAAUGUUAAUAAGUUCCUUACUGAAUAUGAUUUACCACCUUUCUAUGAUGAUUCCUCCUAUCAUAUAAGUUUUUUAUGGUGUCUUGGGAAUGAGCUAUCAAUUCUAGAUGAUCAAAUACAUACUUUGACUAUUAAAUUAAAUCAAUUUUUGGUUGAGCAUACAGAAACAAGAUAUGUACAUGUUACCAAAAUACAUCUUAAAAUUGGGAACAAAUUAUAUGUAUUUAAAUUAAGAUAAUAAAUAAUUCUUAAUAAAAAUUCAAUAUAAAA
Frieseomelitta varia is the source of this 1055-nucleotide messenger RNA. RefSeq names its product U6 snRNA phosphodiesterase. The coding region runs from base 253 to 1023 and encodes 256 amino acids. Gene Ontology annotation, cellular component: nucleus. NCBI's taxonomy places the organism in Eukaryota, Metazoa, Arthropoda, Insecta, Hymenoptera, Apidae. The transcript is spliced from 4 exons. Gene Ontology annotation, molecular function: 3'-5'-RNA exonuclease activity. Gene Ontology annotation, biological process: U6 snRNA 3'-end processing. The record is from RefSeq and is a predicted model, not a curated record.